Schistocerca gregaria is the source of this 1827-nucleotide messenger RNA. RefSeq lists its product as uncharacterized. The transcript has a single exon. Lineage: Eukaryota; Metazoa; Arthropoda; Insecta; Orthoptera; Acrididae. Bases 1 to 1827 code for a protein of 608 amino acids. The record is from RefSeq and is a predicted model, not a curated record.
AUGCAGUUAGAGAUGGAUGCUAGACCACCAGCACCCUCAGUGGCAUCUCUUGCAGACUGGCAGGACAAGCCAGCAGAUGAGGAAUUAGAGAGUUAUGCUGAGCCACCACCAGCCUCAGUAGAAAGUACUGCACAAUGGCCUGAUGCGCCCCCUAAUGAGAGGUUGGAUAGAUAUUCUGAGCCACCACCAGACUCAGUAGAAAGUACUGCACAAUGGCCUGAUGAGCCCUAUAAUGAGAAGUUGGAAAGAGAUUCUGAGCCACCACCAGACUCAGUAGAAAGUACUGCACAAUGGCCUGAUGAGCCGUAUAAUGAGAAGUUGGAAAGAGAUUCUGAGCCACCACCAGACUCAGUAGAAAGUACUGCACAAUGGCCUGAUGAGCCGUAUAAUGAGAAGUUGGAAAGAGAUUCUGAGCCACCACCAGACUCAGUAGAAAGUACUGCACAAUGGCCUGAUGAGCCCUAUAAUAAGCAGUUGGAAAGAGAUUCUGAGCCACCACCAGACUCAGAAGAAAGUACUGCACAAUGGCCUGAUGAGCCCUAUAAUGAGAAGUUGGAAAGAGAUUCUGAGCCACCACCAGACUCAGUAGAAAGUAUUGCACAAUGGCCUGAUGAGCCCUAUAAUGAGAAGUUGGAAAGAGAUUCUGAGCCACCACCAGACUCAGUAGAAAGUACUCCACAAUGGCCUGAUGGGCCCUCUAAUGAAAAGUUCGAUAGAUAUUCUGAGCCACAACCAGACACAGUAGAAAGUACUGCACAAUGGCCUGAUGAGCCCUAUAAUGAGAAGUUGGAAAGAGUUUCUGAGCCACCACCAGAAUCAGUAGAAAGUACUGCACAAUGGCCUGAUGAGCCCUAUAAUGAGAAGUUGGAAAGAGAUUCUGAGCCACCACCAGACUCAGUAGAAAGUACUGCACAAUGGCCUGAUGAGACGUAUAAUGAGAAGUUGGAAAGAGAUUCUGAGCCACCACCAGACUCAGUAGAAAGUACUGCACUUUGGCCUGAUGGGCCCUCUAAUGAAAAGUUCGAUAGACAUUCUGAGCCACAACCAGACUCAGUAGAAAGUACUGCACAAUGGCCUGAUGAGCCCCAUAAUGAGAAGUUGGAAAGAGAUUCUGAGCCACCACCAGACUCAGUAGAAAGUACUGCACAAUGGCCUGAUGAGCCGUAUAAUGAGAAGUUGGAAAGAGAUUGUGAGCCACCACCAGACUCAGUAGAAAGUACUGCACAAUGGCCUGAUGAGCCCUAUAAGGAGAAGUUAGAAAGAGAUUCUGAGCCACCACCAGAAUCAGUAGAAAGUACUGCACAAUGGCCUGAUGAGCCAUAUAAUAAGAAGUUGGAAAGAGAUUCUGAGCCACCACCAGACUCAGUAGAAAGUACUGCACAAUGGCCUGAUGAGCCCUAUAAUGAGAAGUUGGAAAGAGAUUCUGAGCCACCACCACACUCAGUAGAAAGUACAGCACAAUGGCCUGAUGAGCCCUAUUAUGAGAAGUUGGUAAGAGAUUCUGAGCCGCCACCAGUCUCAGUAGAAAGUACUGCACAAUGGCCUGAUGAGCCCUAUAAUGAGAAGUUGGAAAGAGAUUCUGAGCCGCCACCAGUCUCAGUAGAAAGUACUGCACAAUGGCCUGAUGAGCCCUAUAAUGAGAAGUUGGAAAGAGAUUCUGAGCCACCACCAGACUCAGUAGAAAGUACUGCACAAUGGCCUGAUGAGCCCUCUAAUGAGAAGUUGGAUAUACAUGAUGAGCCCUCCAAUAUGCAAUGUUUGGCAACCACCUCUAUUUUUGCAGAAUAUAGUGCUUUUUCAGAGCAUCUCUUAGUGUUGGCCUUAUGA